AUGAAGUUCGGCAAGUACAUUCUCAGCCAGCAAAUCUCUGGCUGGGGUGCCUACUACCUCGACUACAAGUUCCUCAAAAAGAUCAUCAACUCGCUCGAAAAGGGUCGUCUUGCCGAUGCUGCCCUUUUCGCCACCGGAGUACGUCCCGAGUACAACGCCAACGGUCAAUCCACCGUCUCGCCUCAACCGCAGAUCCUCCCGCACAUCGAAGGCUCGGACGAACUCCAGAUUCACAAAGCUGCCUUCUUCUUCAAGCUGGAACGCGAGCUCGAAAAGAUCAACAACUUUUACCUCCAAAAGGAAGCCGAACUCAAGUCGCGCUUGCAGACCCUCAUCGACAAGAAGCGCAUCAUCUUCGAAUCGCGCAAUUCUUCCAAGCUCUCCAAGGAAUCGCCCUCCUACGUCGCCCUCUACGAAGGCUUUCGCUACUUCGAGAAGGAUCUCAGCAAGCUCCAGCAAUUUAUCGAGAUCAACGCUACCGGAUUCCGCAAGAUCCUCAAAAAGUGGGACAAACGCUCCAAGUCGCAGACCAAAGAGCUCUACCUCGCUCGUCAAGUCGAAGUUCAGCCUUGCUUCAACCUCAAGUUUAUCGCCGAGCUCAGCGAUAUUGCCGCUGCCAACCUUCUCGAGCUCGAAAACCUCUCGCAUGGGCGCUCGCUCAACGAGACUCUCGGCGCCAAUGGCGCCAGCCUUUCUUCCGAAACCCGCCUCGACUUUGCCGCCGCCCAAAGUCAGGACUUUGAUGCGCUGGCCGAUCUCGAGGCCAACCUGGCCGAGGCAGUCAAAGCGGGACGUGUCGUCCCUGCCACCGAGAUGAUCCGCAUCGCAGCUCAGAAUGAAGACGCCACCAGCGUCUCGCGUAUCGUUUGGCGGGCUCUGCUAGAAGCUCCUCACGACGCGGUGCGCGCUGCGCUCCAGCACAAGCUCGCCGACUACCAGUUUGUUGACGAUAUCAGCUCCCGCACCUGCCUUCACGAAUCGUCCAUGGCCGGCAAGCUCUUUCUCGUUCAGUCGUGCAUCGAAAAUGGCGUUGAGGUCGCUCAACAGGACAUCUACGGCCGCACGGCGCUUUCGUACGCCGCUAUGGCGGGACACACUGACGUCUGCCAAUACCUCCUCUCGCUUCCCUCCAUCUCGGCAGCAACCUACGAUAUCGACGGCUUUUCUCCACUCAUUUUGGCGGUCAUGAACGGCCGCACCGACGCUGUGCGCAUCCUGCUCGACCACGGCGCCAGCGUCGAGCCACGCGAUGCCACUGACUUGAUGCCGCUGUGUCUCGCCAGCUCUGGUGGACACGCCGAGAUCGUCAAGCUCCUCUUGCAAAAGGGCGCCAAGAUCGUUUCCAACGCUGAAGGUCUGUAUCCGCAGGCGCUUGCAGCCCGCGCUGGCCACGCUGAGUGUGUUCGUUUGCUCGUGGAGUCGGGCGGCGAUCCGAAUGCGCCUGAGAAGGGAACGCUGUGGACUCCCACCUUCUUCGCUGCUGAGAGCGGUCACGUCGACUGCCUCAAGGUGCUGCUCGAUGCCGGCUGCGACGUUAACAUUGUCGACGAAAAGGAUCGCACUGCUGCCUUCUAUGCGGCGUGGAACGGCAAGAUCGCCUGCUUGCUCUUGUUACUCCAGGCCGCACAACAGAGGCCGCCGGAGCGACGGCUGUCGAAAGCGUCAGCUGCGAAAGCCAACGCUACUAGCGACGCCGUAGACGACCUAGACCUGGAGAUCGAUGGCAUCCCCGACUUGUCGCUGCCGCCGCCCAUUAUCCCCUUCCGCACGUACGGCCACAACUACCUCGACAAACGCGUGCUCGUCUCCGUGUCGCUCACCAACAACUCGGUCAAGCUGUACAAGCAUCAGGACCCCAAUCGCCCGGAGCAGUUUUCGACGUCGUCGCUCAAACUUGUCAUGACGUCGCGUCCGGACGCCUCGGCCACCGCGAUUCCGCACAACGUGGUGUUACCGCUCGCUGACGAGCGCGAGGUGUUCUCAUUCCAGGUCAAUAGCCUCGAGAGCUUUUCCAUUGAGUGGGAGCUCAUGCCCACAUUUGGCUCCAAGGUGAUCGGCAAAGCCGUUGCGUUGCCGAGCUCAUUCGAGGGGAUGACGGAUCGCAAGCGGUUCGUGCUGCCGCUUCAGGAUGUUUAUUUGAAAGUGGUGGGAGAGGUGUCGUUCGAGCUCGACUUUGUCAAACCGUUUGAUAGUGUCCAGCUCGAGAUCGGCGGCCGGGUGGAAACGUACUGGAAGAGCAUGUUACCUGGUGUUGCGGCUGCUUCGGCUGUGGGGCCCACACGAAUGACGCCCAACAGCGGCGUCAGCGGUAUCGGGGGCUCGCUGAGCAGCGUAUCAGCAGCUGCGGCGGCGAUUUCGACACCAGCAGGGGCGGACAAGGGUGCCGCCGGAGGCUCUGGCGGGAUCGGCGCGAGUGGAACACCGUCGGUCGGCGCGGCUGGGGCAGCGUCUACCACUGGCGCACAACCUACGCUGGUCACUGGAUCGUCGCUCGCGGGUGAAUACCUGCGUGUGGUGGUGCAGGUGACGAAGGAUGCACGGGCAAUAGUAUGGUCGGCCCCAUUCAUCCCUUUGCCCGGUCUGCAGGUGUAUGUCGGCAGCGUCAAGGCGGACGAGCUGCUGUCGCUGGCCACACAGACGGGUCACUCGCUCGAUUGGACCGCCGAACAAGCGGCAAAAGCCUCUUGGGCCGACUGGCAGCGUGCUCUGCAAACGUGCGUUAUGACGCUGGACAAGCUGCUGUCGCUCCUGCCUGUGUCGGUGGGGAUCGAUAUCGACGUCAUGUACCCGUCGACUGCCGAAGUGCGCGCAAAUCCGGACAUGCCCAAGAUGGAGGUGAACCAAUUCGUCGAUACGAUCCUGCACACGGUGUACGCUGCAGGCACGAGCAAUCGCGAACAGAGCCGCAAGAUCUUGUUUUCUUCCAGAUCGCCCACGGUCUGCACGGCGCUCAACUGGAAGCAGCCCAACUACGCUGUCUUUUUCGCGUCGUUCUGUGGCAUCGACGGUGUGGCUAGUCGCGAACGCGGCGAGUUGCUGCCCUCGGUCCGACACGAGACGGACCCGCGUCGCGAGAGCAUUUCGGAGGCCGUGCGGUUUGCGAAGAGCAACAAUCUGUUGGGUAUCAUGGUCGAUGUGGCUCUCCUGAACCACGUGCCGCACCUGGUGGAGAGCGUCAAGGCGUCUGGACUCUUGCUGAUCACAAUAGGCAAGUUCAAGAAGAGCCUGGCGUCAAUAGCGAAUGACGAGCAGCUGGUGGAUGAUGUGGACGGCGAGGUUGAUCAGGGGAUUGUGGUUUGUAAGAGCUAG
Sporisorium graminicola is the source of this 3309-nucleotide messenger RNA. RefSeq lists its product as uncharacterized. NCBI's taxonomy places the organism in Eukaryota, Fungi, Basidiomycota, Ustilaginomycetes, Ustilaginales, Ustilaginaceae. The record is from RefSeq and is a predicted model, not a curated record. The coding region runs from base 1 to 3309 and encodes 1102 amino acids. The transcript has a single exon. Gene Ontology annotation, biological process: lipid metabolic process. Gene Ontology annotation, molecular function: phosphoric diester hydrolase activity; protein binding.